UCCUGGGUAUGAUGGCUGGGAGGGAACAAGGUGCCUGGAGGCUGACUCUGCUGCCAUGGGGCUUCUUGUCCUUUUUUUCCACCAUUCUAAAGUUUCCUGUUUGAUUUGGUCACUGGAGUUAACUCAUCUCAGUACAGCCCAGACCUGCCCCAGCUAUUCAGGGCUCCCUAAUUGGGUGCUGAUUGCCUGUGUGUGCAGCAGCAGCUGAGCAAGGGCUGUGUUCAUCAAAUAACCCAGGAGUUACACCUUUGCUUAAGGAGCAGGAGCUUUUGCUGUGACACCUCUUGCUCACAGGUGUAUUUAUAGACCCAGCCAAGCUCUGGAUUAUUUCCGGGCUGUGCUGCUGCAGCCAGGGCUGAUUACACAGAUACUGCCAGGGUCCCUUGUCCCAGUUUGUGUUUAUGAACAGCAGGCUCUGCUUGCAGAGCAAAAGGGCCAAUGCAGUGGUUGCACAUAAGCAGGCACAGUGAAUUUUCCCUGGCCCCAGUUGUGCUUUUCCUGUAGGAACACAUCUGCAGGUGCCCUGUAUGGAAGGAGCAGAGGCUCUGGGCACGGUGGAGGGCUGCUGGGAUAGAACACUGUGCAAGCAGCUAGGCUGGCUUGGUAAGGCUCGGCUUAGUCACUUCCUUUGGGGAGUGGGGAGGAUGCAGCUCCUGUGUGGGAGCCCCACCUGAGCCUCCUGGUGCUGGAGAGAAAUGGUGAGGAGCUCUCUGCUCACCAGCAAUGGUCCUCGUGGGCUGCUGGGUCACAGACAGGGCGCUGACCACGGCCUUUGCUUUGUCCGAGAAGAGCCGGGAAGGGCUGAGAGCUGCUGCAGGAGAUGAAGCCGCGCCCAGCAAAGCCUGGGGCACAAACCAUUCUAGGGCUGUUCCCAGCCCACAGCUGCUCCUGGAACCCCUCGCAGCAGUCACUGGGAGAGCCUCAGCCUACUUUCAGCACCUCCCCACGCUGCUGGGGAUCCUGGCUCGGGAGAAAAUCGCCAUCGAUGUGAUCCCGUGGUGUCCUUUAUCACGGGCUGUCCGUCGGCUUCGAGAGGAUCCCCUGCGUGCCUGACGCGCCGUGUCUGUGGCUUGUCCCUCGGAUUCCCCGGCUCGGCGAGUCCUUACUCAUCCCCUCGUUUGGAGGAGGGAUUUCACGAGCCCCUGGCCGAGCCCCGUGAGGAUAUUUCUGGGCUGAUGGAGCAGCAGAGCGGGAGCUGUGGAUGACAGGGGCUGCCAGAGGCGUGCCCGAGCGGGGCUGGCUGCUCCCCUCCUGCAGCAGAGCCCAGAGGCACCUGUACAACACCGAGGCGUGUCAGGAAACCUGAUGCCUCACCUCUGCCAAUGUGGAGGCGGAGGGAGGAGGGCCCAAAGACAUGUCCCUUCACGCUCGCAACAGCUGAAAACAGAGAAGGAAACUCGCUAGAGCCUUUUCCACCAGCGCAGGAAGCGUCCCUGUCCCGCUCUCACUCCAGAAGCCCUCCCGUACUCCACUACUCUGGGGGGGUGGCUGUCCCACACCCGCCGGGCGAUGAACAUCGCAAGGAGAAGAGGCUUUUACAGACAGGAGGUGAACAACACGCUCUGGGAGCUGCCCAGGAGAUACACAUCCCUGCACCCGCUGGGCUCCGGGGCCUACGGCUCCGUCUGUUCAGCCAUAGACAAGAAGACAGGGGAGAAAGUGGCCAUCAAGAAGCUGUGCCGCCCAUUCCAGUCAGAGAUCUUUGCCAAGAGAGCCUACAGAGAGCUGAUGCUGCUGAAGCACAUGCAGCAUGACAAUGUCAUUGGGCUGCUUGAUGUCUUCACCUCCACUGCCUCCUACCAGGGGUUCCAGGACUUCUACCUGGUGAUGCCAUACAUGCGGACAGAUUUACAAAAGAUCAUGGGACAUGAAUUCAGUGAUGAAAAGAUCCAGUACCUGGUCUACCAAAUGCUGAAAGGGCUGAAGUAUAUUCAUUCAGCUGGCAUCGUCCACAGGGACCUGAAGCCAAGUAACCUGGCUGUGAAUGAAGACUGCCAGCUGAAGAUUCUGGAUUUUGGCCUGGCCAGGCAGGCUGAUGCUGAGAUGACUGGCUACGUGGUCACACGGUGGUACAGAGCCCCAGAGGUCAUCCUGAACUGGAUGCAUUACAACCAGACAGUGGAUAUCUGGUCUAUUGGCUGUAUCAUGGCAGAAAUGCUGACUGGGAAAACACUCUUUAAAGGAAAAGACUACCUGGAUCAACUGACCCAGAUCCUGAAAGUAACGGGGCAUCCAGGAGAGGACUUCUUGGAGAAGCUGGAGGACAAAGCGGCGAAGAGUUAUAUCAAGUCCCUUCCUAAAAUCCCCAAGAAGGAUUUGUCUGUGCUUUUCCCUAAAGCCAAUCCUCAGGCUGUGGACCUGCUUGACAAGAUGCUGCAGCUGGAUGUGGAAAAGCGCCUUACAGCAACAGAGGCCUUGGCUCACCCCUACUUCGACCAGUUCCGAGAUAUCGAGGAGGAGACAGAGGCACAACACUCCUAUGAUGAGUCUCUGGAACAUGAAAAGCUUUCCAUAGAGGAGUGGAAAAAGCACAUUUACAAGGAGAUCUUGACCUUCAGUCCCAUUGCACGGAAGGACUCAAAGAAGAGAAGUGGGAUGUCAUUAUAGCGACGGGUGCAGCUGUGGCUGGGACUCACUUCUCCCUGCUGACAUCAGAUUCAUUCCACACUGUGCUGCUGGUGGCCAACUUUUGGCCUGUGGGACCUCUCUCUAUAUGCCAACACAAGGAUGACAUCGUGCUGUGGGCAUUGGACUUUGUUCUUCUAAAGGGGAAGCACCCCAGACAGUUUUUGACAUAAAAGACAAAUAUAUUCUUGUUGAAACUUUAA
Molecule: messenger RNA, 2828 nt
Organism: Agelaius phoeniceus (red-winged blackbird)
Lineage: Eukaryota; Metazoa; Chordata; Aves; Passeriformes; Icteridae
Gene: MAPK13
Product: mitogen-activated protein kinase 13
Biological process (GO): protein phosphorylation; MAPK cascade
Molecular function (GO): ATP binding; MAP kinase activity
Source: RefSeq, a predicted model, not a curated record